Molecule: messenger RNA, 2501 nt
Organism: Chlorocebus sabaeus (green monkey)
Lineage: Eukaryota; Metazoa; Chordata; Mammalia; Primates; Cercopithecidae
Source: RefSeq, a predicted model, not a curated record
GCUGAAUGGGCGCGAGCGCGGUGCCGGGGGCGGGUGGGGGCGCUGGGUCCCGGGCUGGCUGCCGGCCGGCGCCCCCUCACUAGUAUGCGGAGGAAGGCGGCGGGCUGGGCGGAGCGGCGUCCCCUGCAGCCGCGGACAGAGGCAGCGGCGGCACCUGCCGGCCGAGCAAUGCCAAGUGAGUACACGUAUGUGAAACUGAGAAGUGAUUGCUCGAGGCCUUCCCUGCAAUGGUACACCCGAGCUCAAAGCAAGAUGAGAAGACCCAGCUUAUUAUUAAAAGACAUCCUCAAAUGUACAUUGCUUGUGUUUGGAGUGUGGAUCCUUUAUAUCCUCAAGUUAAAUUAUACUACUGAAGAAUGUGACAUGAAAAAAAUGCAUUAUGUGGACCCUGACCGUGUAAAGGUUGUUUCUUCAAGUUUCUGAGCCUAACUUAACUCUACAAAGCAAAUAUUCUGUGUUAAAAGACAGUAGUCAACACGGGAGCUACAUCAGACAUCAUAGGACAAAUUGUCAUCUAGAAGAGUAUAUUUUUAAUGCAGGAGAGUUUUUAAAACCCAGAUUGGUGUGAUUUCAUUCCAGAGAGCUCAGAAAUAUGCUCAGCAAGUCUUGCAGAAGGAAUGUCGUCCCAAGUUUGCCAAGAUAUCAAUGGCGACGUUAUUUGAGCACAGGUAUAGCGUGGACUUACUCCCUUUUGUGCACAAGGCCCCCAAAGAUAGUGAAACUGAGUCCAAGUACGAUCCUCCUUUUGGGUUCCGGAAGUUCUCCAGUAAAGUCCAGACCCUCUUGGAACUCUUGCCGGAGCAUGACCUCCCUGAACACUUGAAAGCCAAGACCUGUCGGCGCUGUGUGGUUAUUGGAAGCGGAGGAAUACUGCACGGAUUAGAACUGGGCCACACCCUGAACCAAUUUGAUGUUGUGAUAAGGUUAAACAGUGCACCAGUUGAGGGAUAUUCAGAACAUGUUGGAAAUAAAACUACCAUAAGGAUGACUUAUCCAGAGGGCGCACCACUGUCUGACCUUGAAUAUUAUUCCAAUGACUUGUUUGUUGCUGUUUUAUUUAAGAGUGUUGAUUUCAACUGGCUUCAAGCAAUGGUAAAAAAUGAAACCCUGCCGUUUUGGGUGCGACUCUUCUUUUGGAAGCAGGUGGCAGAAAAAAUCCCACUGCAGCCAAAACAUUUCAGGAUUUUGAAUCCAGUUAUCAUCAAAGAGACUGCCUUUGACAUCCUUCAGUACUCAGAGCCUCAGUCAAGGUUCUGGGGCCGAGAUAAGAAUGUCCCCACAAUCGGUGUGAUUGCCGUUGUCUUAGCCACACAUCUGUGCGAUGAAGUCAGUUUGGCGGGUUUUGGAUAUGACCUCAAUCAACCCAGAACACCUUUGCACUACUUUGACAAUCAGUGCAUGGCUGCUAUGAACUUUCAGACCAUGCAUAAUGUGACAACGGAAACCAAGUUCCUCUUAAAGCUGGUCAAAGAGGGAGUGGUGAAAGAUCUCAGCGGAGGCAUUCAUUGUGAAUUUUGAACACAGAAAACCUCAGUUAAAAAUGCAACUCUAACUCUGAAGGCUAUUUUUGACAGCCUUCUUGAUGUAUUUCAUCCUGCAAAUACUUUGAAGUGCAGCUGGUGUUUUUAACUUUUAAUUUAAAAACACACAAUAUAUUUUAGCUCUUCCCACUUUUUUUCCCUAUUUAUUUGAGGUCAGUGUUUGUUUUUGCACACCAUUUUGUAAAUGAAAUUUAAGAAUUGAAUUGGAAAGACUUCUCAAAGAGAAUUGUAUGUAACGAUGUUGUAUUGAUUUUUAAGAAAGUAAUUUAAUUUGUAAAACUUCCGUUCGUUUACACUGCACAUUGAAUACAGGUAACUAAUUGGAAGAAGAGGGGAGGUCACUCUUUUGAUGGUGGCCCUGAGCCUCAUUCUGGUUCCCUGCUAUGCUGCUUUGUAUGACCCACGGAGGAUCCACUUCCAGGAUGACGUCCUCCAUAGCUAUGCUGCUGAUACAGGGUCUGCAACGCAGCAGCAUGAGGCCUGAGCUGGUCGGAGGAGGUCACAACCCUUCUCUGUUGGUCUGCCCUCUGCCGAAAGACUCAAGAACCAACCAGGGAAGCUGUCCUGGAGGUCCCUGGUCAGGGAGGGACAUAGAAUCUGUGUCCUCUGACAACUGUGAAGCCACCCUAGGCUGCAGAAACCACAGUCUUCCCAGCAAUUAUUACAAUUCUAUUUUUACUGCCCUUUCAAAGCACUUAAGUAUUAGAUCUAACGUGUUUCAGUGUCUGUCUGAGUUGGCUUAAAAAAUCAGAACAAAACCUCUAUUAUCCAGAGUCAUGGGAGAGUAUACCCUUUCCAGGAAUAAUGUUUUGGGAAACACUGAAAUGAAAUCUUCCCAGCAUUAUAAAUUGUGUAUUUAAAAAAAAGAAACUUUUCUGAAUGCCUACCUGGCAGUGUAUACCAGGCAGUGUGCCAGUUUAAAAAGAUAAAAAGGAAAAAGAAUAAAAACUUUUGAGGAGC